Molecule: messenger RNA, 1521 nt
Organism: Epithele typhae
Lineage: Eukaryota; Fungi; Basidiomycota; Agaricomycetes; Polyporales; Epitheliaceae
Product: FAD/NAD-P-binding domain-containing protein
Exons: 9
Coding region: 1-1521 (506 amino acids)
Molecular function (GO): FAD binding; monooxygenase activity
Source: RefSeq, a predicted model, not a curated record
AUGUUCUACGACCUCGACCUCAGUACCCCCGACGGGUGCUCUGAGCUCGAGCCCGCUUCUGUUGACGACAAUAGCGAUGACACCCCACCCCUUGCAUGUCCAACGAGCUUCAUGGGCGACGAGUCUGGUGUACUCUCCAUCGACUUCGUGAUCGCUGGAGGAUCGUUAUGUGGUUUGUCGGCAGCGAUUGCCCUCAGGCGUGUCGGACACAAUGUGAUCGUCGUCGAUCGUUCAUCUCCGUACGAGCCGACUAAAUUCGACUCGGGCAUCCGCUUGCCACCCAACUCAACCAAGCACUACUACCGAUGGGGGCUGAAGGAGCGUCUCCACGCCGUGUCCGUCAAGUCUCAGGGUACCUUGUUUGCUUCUUUCUACUCAGGCGUGGUUGUCGGGAAACAUUCGUGGGAAGACAGCAUCCUAGAGGAGCUCGGUGGCGACACGUUGUUCAUGAGCUACGCGGAGCUUCGCAAGGUGCUCGCGGAGUACGCCGCGGAGAUGGGCGUGAAGAUCAUAAUCGAAAAUAUCUUGUCUGUGCAUCCCGACCCCGUGAAACCGUCGCUAACGCUGGAGUCCGGCGACGUCCUCAUCGGCGACGCCGUGCUCGGUGCUGAUGGGUACAUACUCGAAGGAAACGUGUGCCGCGUGGCGGUCUUGAAUGCGCUCGGACAGGACCACAAGAGCACUUGGAUGGGCAUGCAGCUCUUCAACUGCAAUAUACCUGAAGCCCAUCUGGACCGGCUGGAGGACAAGAAGAUGCUCGCGCAGCUGCGAAAAGGGGGCAAAGUCUUCACGUGGUAUGGGUCAGGGUGUGGAGCACUGGGGUUUCCCGUGAAAUCCAUCACAGGAGAUGACGCGUUCACCCUUUACGCGUUCGCACCGCGCGCGGAACUGCUCGAGUGGCCGUACUGCGGCAAGGUCGACGAGGUCCUCGCAUCGUUGAAGGACUCGGACCCGCGGCUCCACGAGAUUGCGAAGCACGCGUCAGUUAUCACCGUCGUUCCAAUGGCCGACCACCCCAAGCUCGAAGAGUGGGCUCACCCCGGCGGCCGUCUCCUGUGCAUUGGCGAAGGCGCGCACCCCACCCCUGUCGGCUCGCUGUUCUCGGUCGCGAUGUGCACGUGCGACGCGGCGUGCCUCGGCCGGCUCUUCUCGCACCUCACCCGACACGACCAGAUCGACACCCUGCUGUACGCGGUGCAGGAAAUCCGCGAGGGGCCCGUCGCCUCUGUCUUCAAGGCCGCGUCGGGCAACAUCUUCGCGACCUCGCUCCCGCCCGGAAUCGUCGAGCGGGACGACGACGACAAGCGCGCGCGAGCGGAGCGCGGGCUCGCGAGCCUCGGCGGCGGGGUCGACAGCUUGACGCCGGAGUCGAGCCCGGAGAUGAUCGAGGUGGUCGAGCAGCUGUUUGGGUACGAUGCCGAGGAUGAGGCAGACAACUGGUGGGUCAACUGGGGGCUCAUGCAGGAGCGCGCGACGAGGAGAGAGCUUCUCGAGCAACGCGUGACGCCCGCAGUACAAUGA